Rotaria sp. Silwood2 is the source of this 480-nucleotide messenger RNA. NCBI's taxonomy places the organism in Eukaryota, Metazoa, Rotifera, Eurotatoria, Philodinida, Philodinidae. The record is from the annotation of a GenBank genome assembly.
AUGCUGACGUUAUCAGUGGAUAGGACCAUUGCAUUUUGGUGUGCUCUAUCAAAUGCAUCACCAUUGAAUGUCAACAGUGAAGGUAAGACGAGCAUUUCUCUAAAGACUGGUUCUCUAAUUAAAACUGCUGUUCUUUCUCUUUACAAAGGUAACAAGACUUGUGCAAAAUAUGAAGUUUCACACUCAAAUCACUGCUAUUAUCUCGAUGGUAGUGGUGGACAUUGUGCAAGUGGUUAUAAGAGAGCAUCGGAAGCUGUUCUAAAAACAAUUGCAACUCACUUUAAAGGUAAAACAUAUAAAUCAAAAGUAAGUGAUAAUUGUUGUGUAUGGACAUCAAAUGCAUAUGAAAAUUGGGGCAUGCCGCAAACUAGCUGUAAUGCAGUUGGUACAUUUCCAUCUGGACCAGUACUUGGUGGCAGUCUUUGUACACAAGCGCAAGAACAUUUUCCAGCACAACUGACAUUUUGUGGAAGCACUUAG